This is a messenger RNA of Dreissena polymorpha, 12144 nucleotides long. RefSeq names its product oxysterol-binding protein-related protein 11-like. The transcript is spliced from 24 exons. Gene Ontology annotation, molecular function: sterol binding. Bases 574 to 2655 code for a protein of 693 amino acids. NCBI's taxonomy places the organism in Eukaryota, Metazoa, Mollusca, Bivalvia, Myida, Dreissenidae. The record is from RefSeq and is a predicted model, not a curated record. Gene Ontology annotation, cellular component: cytosol; intracellular membrane-bounded organelle; membrane.
GGUAGCUAGAGCUUUAAAAUAUUACUAACACAGUAUUUAAACAAUAAUAAACUGUUUUGAGAUUUUCCCCAAUCAGCUGAUCCGCAACUGACAUGUACACGAGGUGCAAUGUCCAUGCUUUUAUUUCCAUAAAUCAUAAACAUAUACUUAAAUCACUCGCAGGAAUUUAAAAAUGAUAAUAAAUAAACAAAUUCAUACCAAAUGUACAAGCAUUUACCAAGGAAAUGUGCUUCUAAAUCGUCUUUUAAUUGUUGACGCGUGUUAUUGAUAGACAGUGCGACGGUAAAAUGACACGACUGUGAUAGUUACCAAAGUGUGAUUUUCAAUGAAAACACCGUUGAAAUAAGAAGCAAAACUGUGUUAUUGCUUGAAAUUGAUCACAUUUUCCAAAAAUCACAGUUAUAUUGAUAUGGCAAUAUCUUUUAGACUAAUAUUUUAAUUAAAUCAUAGAGUUGAUUCGGAAUUACCCGAGAUCCGGAACUACCCGAUCGACUGUAUGAUGAAAUAUUUUAAAAAUUGACGAAGAUAAUGUACUUGUAUCAAAAGAUCACUUGAAAUAAUAAGGAGUUUGAGAUGAAGGAGGAGGCAAAGACUAAAAGCUGGCAGUCGCUGGAAGGUCAGUUGACCAAGUUCACCAAUGUGAUGAAAGGCUGGCAGCCGCGAUGGUUUCUGUUGGACCCAGACUCUGGAAUGCUAGAGUAUUUUGAGAAAGAAGAGCAUAAGAAGCAGCGUGCCAGAGGGUCGAUUCACCUGGCUGCAGCUGUAAUCUCACCAUCGGAAGAAGAUUCCCAGACAUUUUCUGUCAGUGCUGCUAACGGAGAGGUGUUCAAACUCAGGGCCUCUGAUGCCCGAGAGCGCCAGCAGUGGGUGGACCGCCUGCGAGUAACAGCGGAGCACCAUGCCUCCUUCCUUAACAACAGGAGGUCUUACCACUCCAAGCAAACCUUGACACCCAUUGACCCGUCGCUGAGAAGUGUAAGGUCCCUGUCUAUGGGUAGCGCUGGUCAGCUUGAUAGCCAGAGUGGGCCCAAGGCACUGAAGUCUUCUGCUGAGAAUAUUGCACAACCUGCCUUACACAGUGCCCCUCCCUCUCGGCCCCCUCCACCCACCAGCAAGGCUCCUAUGGCCCACCCCCACACCAUUGACCCGUUCAGGGAGGUGAAAGAAUACAUGAUGGAGGCUGAAGACUACUCUCAUUCCCUUCUCGACAAAAUCAGUGCAUUACCACAGACCGGGGAGCCAAUAUCAGGGCUGGAUAAAGACAUGUUGCUGAUGAAGGCAACCUCCACGGCAACCCUUCAGUGUCUGGGGCAGUGUCUCACCAUGCUACAGCAGAGACAGCGUCAUAUGAAAAGGGAGGCUUUUGGUGGUGCAUCUUUGGGACAGCAGAGUGUUAGUUCUUCUGUAGACCAGCUUCCAAGAUUGGAGAUGCGCGCCAAGAGCAUUUCAGAUUCAAUCCCUUCACCUAUUGGAAGUUUCACAUCAGCAAAUGAGAUUCCGUUCCCUUUUCUAGAAGCUGCUUCAGCUCCCCCUGUGGUUCAUGAGGAGGAGGUAGAGGAUGAGGAGGAGUAUCAUGACCAGGACCUGGGUGGCGUGGAGGAACACAAGUCUAUCAUCCUACACCUGCUGUCCCAGCUCAAACUGGGCAUGGACCUCACCAAGGUGGUGCUGCCUACCUUCAUCCUGGAGAGGAGAUCACUCCUGGAGCUGUUUGCAGACUGCAUGGCCCACCCAGAUGUCUUCCUCAGGAUAACUAAUCUUCCUGACCCAGAAGAUCGGAUGAUGGCUGUCUUAGAGUGGUAUCUAACCUCCUUCCAUGCCGGCAGACAGGGCUCGAUUGCAAAGAAGCCAUACAACCCAAUUAUUGGCGAGACUUUCCACUGUUCAUGGAAGAUCCCUCCAGAGGAUGUUGGGACCACAAGAGACAGUCCAUACCUGAUGACGUACACUGCGGAACAAGUCUCACAUCACCCACCUGUCUCAGCGUUCUACUUUGAGUGCCCUGAUCGUAAUGUGUGUAUCAACGCAUCCAUCUGGACCAAGUCCAAGUUUAUGGGAAUGUCUAUAGGGGUGGUCAUGGUAGGAAAGGUUGUUCUCAAGUUACUAGACUUUGAUGAGGAGUAUGUGUUCAGCCUGCCCAGUGCCUACGCCCGCUCCAUCCUGACUACACCCUGGGUGGAGAUGGGCGACAAGAUACAGAUGACCUGUGCCAAGACCAACAUGAGCGCUAGUGUCACCUUCCAUACAAAGCCAUUCUAUGGUGGUAGGCUACACAAGGUUACAGCAGAGGUGAAGAACGGGAACACGGGCAAUAUCAGCUGCAAGGUGCAGGGAGAAUGGAACAGUAGCUUUGAGUUCACUUAUGCUGAUGGAACAACAAAGACAGUGAAUGUGCUUGAUAACCAGAUCUGGAAGAAGCGAGUGCGCCCGCUGGUGAAGCAGGGCGAGUUUGAAUCCCGACGUCUAUGGCAACAUGUAACCACGGCACUACAGAUCGGGGACAUCAACACUGCCACAGAGCACAAGAGAUUUUUGGAGGAGAGACAACGUGAAGGGGAGAGACACAGAAAGGAUACCAACACUCAGUUCCCAACCAAGUUCUUUGAGAAGAUUGGGGAUACCUGGACUUACAAAGACCUGCUGGAUAAGAGAUAAUGAAGUACUCUGUCUGUCUAUAGAACCAGUUCUGAUAGUAUGCCAUUCUCUUGUCUUCUUCGUGAAAGCAUCAGUUUUACCUCUUUACAUAAAGUUUCACGAUUUGUGGCUAAUGUAUGCAAGGAUAUUUAUAUUAACAAGAGCUUAUAUCAUACAUGUAGUGACCUUGGUGUUUUGGUGUAUUGAUAUUAUUUACAUAUUGGAGUUCAGGUCAAGUAUUUCAACUGUAAAGAAAUGGCUUAUGUUCAAUGUGAACCCUGCCCGUGAUGUCAUGUUUACGGGUAAAAGUUAUCCCUGUUGUCUUUAUUUAAUUAUGCCCCCCUUCGAAGAAGAGGGGGUAUAUUGCUUUGCUCAUGUCGGUCGGUCGGUAUGUCGGUCCGUCCACCAGGUGGUUUCCGGAUGAUAACUCAAGAAAGCAUACGCCUAGGAUCAUGAAACUUCAUAGGUAGAUUGAUCAUGACUCGCAGAUGACCCCUAUUGAUUUUGAGGUCACUAGGUCAAAGGUCAAGGUCACGGUGACCCGAAAUAGUAAAAUGGUUUCCGGAUGAUAACUCAAGAACGCAUACGCCUAGGAUCAUGAAACUUCACGGGUAGAUUGAUCAUGACUUGCAGAUGACCCCUAUUGAUUUUGAGGUCACUAGGUCAAAGGUCACGGUGACCUGAAAUAGUAAAAUGGUUUCCGGAUGAUAACUCAAGAAUGCAUGCGCCUAGGAUCAUGAAACUUCAUGGGUAGAUUGAUCAUGACUCGCAGAUGACCCCUAUUGAUUUUGAGGUCACUAGGUCAAAGGUCAAGGUCACGGUGACCCGAAAUAGUAAAAUGGUUUCCGGAUGAUAACUCAAGAAUGCAUACGCCUGGGAUCAUGAAACUUCAUGGGUAGAUUGAUCAAGACUCGCAGAUGACCCCUAUUGAUUUUGAGGUCACUAGGUCAAAGGUCAAGGUCACGGUGACCCGAAAUAGUAAAAUGGUUUUUGGAUGAUAACUCAAGAACGCAUAUGCCUAGGAUCAUGAAACUUCAUAGGUAGAUUGAUCAUGACUCGCAGAUGACCCCUAUUGAUUUUGAGGUCACAAGGUCAAAGGUCAAGGUCACGUUGACCCGAAAUAGUAAUAUGAUUUUAAUAUCAUAAAUACGUUACCUGUUAUCUCUAGCUACCCCUUUCCAAGGGAGUUAUUUCAUCCGGAAAAUAUUCAAGCGCUGGGAAUCGUCCACCUCUAUAAGAAUCCAAAUCAGGUUAAACAUAGUACAAUGCAACCUAACAGGAAAUCAAGAACCACAACUCAUCUUUCCUUUCCGGAUAAAACCAUGUGCACGCCUAUUUUAGGCUCAGGACUUAUGUGUUCUUUUCACUGUGUUUUUGGCGGAGUUUAAAAGGAUAAAGUUUAUUUAUCUUUUAUUUGUAUCAUUCGGUUUAUAUUUCUAUACUUUUUGUUGCAGUAAUUGUCAUAUUUCUGCUUUUGCUGGGUUUCUUUGUUUGCAUCGUCGCUCAUGUACAUGACGUCAUGAGCACGUGAACCACGAGGAAUUCGUGCCUAUUCCCCAAUAAGUAAUUGAGGUCAAUUGGACAGCGUUCUUUGUGUUUACAUUUUGUGGUUUAACUUUUUAUUUGAAUUUAUAAUCAUUAAUUUGUCUUUUGUAGGUUCUUUCUGUUUCUUUUAUUUCAGAAUGAACUUACAGGAUAGAGGUUCUUGUGGUCAUAUCAAAGCAAGGUGGGAUUCCCACGAUACUUGCUUGGCAUGUACCGGUUGCACAUUUAAUAACAAAUGUGCGGUUUGCGAUUUGUGGGCUUACGACGUAUGGACAAAAGCAGGUCGCCGGAGGACGUCGAUCAGCCGCAAACGCAACGAACCUCCAUCCGACGUUGAUUACCCGGUGACUCCACUGGUCAAGGAUGACCAGCGGUUUUGUCAGUCACUGGGUACCGGGCAAGAUGGUGUUGUUGUCAGUCGAUCGUCAUCAGAUCUUAUGACUCACACCAUGCAUACCGGCGACAUUGAUCAUGGAACGACUGGAUCAAUGUCAGACCACAUGACAGCCGCCAUUCUACGGUCUUUGUCCGGUGACGUAACCGGUCAUAAUAUGACCGGCCGGUCCGGUCCGGUCACCGGUCAUGUCACCGGUCCGGUCCGGUCAUGUCACCGGUCCGGUCCGGUCACCGGUCCGGUCCGGUCACCGGUCCGGUCCGGACCGGUGACCCGGUCCGGUCCGGUCACCGGUCCGGUCCGGUCACCGGUCUGGUCAUUGAUCACCGGUCCAGUCCGGUCACCGGUCCGGUCACCGGUCACCGGUCAACAGUCAUCAGUUGGGCCUGCCACCGAUAACACCAAUCGCCGGUCAAGAAGAACUCGGUCUUCAUCAUCGGCGUAUUCUUCUACAUCCGAUUCGUCGUCGAAUACAUCGUCUUCAUCAAGGAGUGGACAUCGGACACGCUCUUCUUCGUCGAGCAGUUAUCAUCGUCGCGGCGCUCAUAAGCGAUCACGUCGUCACUCACGGAGACGGUAUUCCAAAAAAUCUCGAUCUCAUCGCAGCCGAUCCACAUCUCGACAGCGCAGCCGAUCCAGAUCUCGACAUUGCAGGAAACGAGGACGUCGGCAACGUUCACGUAGACAGCAUCGGACUUACCAUACGUAUAGUCGUUCACCAUCGUGUUCCGUUAUGGAAUCGCAUGUUUCCAUGCCAAAUGUGUCGGUUCCAACGUUGACUGCCACACGUAUUGCAUCUUCAGGAGCUCAUCUCACUACUACGGCGUCAGUGUCAACACCACGGGUAUCAUCUACAGUAUCUAGUCGUGUACCCCCUACAGCUACCCUGUCGAAUCCUGAUACACUAUGGAUACAGAAUUCGGCAGGACAUUUUGUACCGGUCAAUGCUGAUAAUUUACCUUCUUCCGGUUUACAUUAUCAGUUUACUGACGUCGGGGAUGAUCAUUCGCUUUUACCAGACAAUUAUAAUCCGGUACAAGAUAUUCUCACUUCUGUUCCUGCUGAUUCUAUACAAACCGCUGGUGUUGUAGAGAGUGAGGCUGAUUCAGAUGCAGAAUCUAAUGUUGAGACGGAUCAAUAUUUAGCUCCGAUUGGUCAGAUCUAUGAACUGAUGUUUCGUACUCUUGGUGAAGAUUACUGUCCAAGACCUGCUGAACUGUCUUCAAAUGCGACGAUUUCUGUGACAGAACAACUUUUUCGUACAUUUGAUCCCAACAGGGUUAUUAAGUCGACGGCUCGUCCUGACCCACGACUUCCCAUUGGUUCUACUGUUCUAUCUGUUCUUCAAUCAUUGGAAUCAGCUAAUAAGACUAUUCCAAAACGAGGAGAAACAUGGAAAAUUCCUAAGGAACUAGCUGAUCCAAAACACCAGGAAGGUAGUAAAAGUUACAAACCUCCUGUACCACAUGCAACAUCUGGGUUGGAUUUUUCAAAACUUCCGGUUCCAGAUCCGGACAUAAGCAAGCUAUCUCUUGUAAUGCCAAGUGGUUCCAAUUCAGUUUCUGUUCCGUUUUCAAUGUUGGAAACUUGGGAAAUGAGGGAACGUAGAUCAUUAGGUUUGACUAACCAAAUUGACUUCAUGCUAGCGACAAUUUUACAAAUGGUGUGUGAUUGGUCGGAAUCUGUUCCGGAGGAACUCCGUGAUUUGUUAAUUCAUCUCUCACGGACCACACUGGCCUUAUCUCACACUUCUGCUUCUUCAAUGUCCGAGAUGCUAAGGAUUCGUAGAGAUCUUAUCCUUACUUCUUUACCUAAAGAUUUUCUGUUGGAACCUGGUAUGAACUCGCUCAGAACAGCUCCUCUCACAUCAGGGUUUCUUUUUGGUGGAAGGAUACAAGAAGCAAUCACAGCUGACAAGGAUGACCAACUUCAUGCUUCUUUAGCUAGAAACAACUCUGGACAACGCCAAGGGGUCUUUAAGCAUCCUGCUUCUAGGCCACCAGCAGUUCCAGCAUUCAAGACGGCUAAGAGAAAUAACCUUUUCUCUAAAAAGCCUUCUUUUAAUCCACGGUCAGGUCCUAAUAGGCAGUCUUCCUAUAACAGACCUUCUUUGUCACACAAGUCUUCUAAUUAAGAUUCUGGGAAAAAGGGCAAACCCAAGCCGGGACAGAGGAAUUUCAAACCUUCUACCGGCAGGGGCGCACCUCCUGCUUAUCAGCCCUAGGUCCCUUCCCUUUCUACCGCCACAACCUCCGAUGCCGGAAAUACCAGUCGGGCCAGACUUUUCCACUUCUCAAAUCGAUGGCUUCAAAUUACUUCAGACGCAUGGGUUCAUUCUCUUGUGACAAAAGGCCUGACUUUUCAAUUCGAAAAAAGGCCUCCACUUUCUCGCGUCCCUAUAGAGCUGGUAUCUCGGCAUCCACAUAUUCCAGAGUCCAUUCUCGGGCUCUUGUAAAAACAGGCGGUAGAAAGGGUUCAAGAUCCUUAUUCUCCAGGAUUUUACAGUCGUCUUUUUCUUGUUCAAAAGAAAAAUGGUUCCUGGAGACCAGUAAUAGAUUUAAAAGUGUUCAACAUGUAUCUCCUCAAACCAACUUUCAAAAUGGAGACUCCUUCUUUCAUACGGGAAUCCAUCAAACCCCUGCACUGGGGGGUGUCUUUGGAUCUGGAAGAUGCUUACUUCCAUGUUCCUAUACAUCCCAACUACCGAAAGUACUUGCGAUUCGCCUUUCAAGGCCAAGUCUACCAGUUCCGGUCUAUGCCUUUCGGGUUGGCGACAGCCCCACGAGUUUUUACCAAACUAAUGUCGGCAGUCGGAUCACACCUCAGAGUUCACGGGAUUAUUCUUCUUCAGUAUUUCGACGACUGGCUCUUACACCAGCUCGAUCGUCAAUUGCUUCUGUACAACAUAGAAUUCUCUUGGAAGGAGCUCCUCUCGUUAGGGCUCCUUCUCAAUGCAGACAAAUCAGACCUCAUUCCUUCACAGGACUUUACGUUUGUGGGAAUGAAUUUCUUGACCCACAUCAAUCGGGUCAGAGUGUCUAUUCAACGUAUAUCAGACCUUCUGAUGAAGGUCAACUGGGUUUUGUCCCAAUCUCAUAUAACAGCUCAAGAAUUCCUCUCUCUCAACGGUAUCCUGAGCUCAGUAGCAGACUUUGUGCAGUUGGGACGUCUCUUCCUACGUCCUCUUCAGCACUAUCUCUCAGCUUGUUGGAAAUGGUCUCCAGGCAAUCUAUUAACACAGAUUCCAAUCCUUCCCUCCUUAAGGUCUCAUCUUCAGUGGUGGCUAGACGAAGAGACUCUGUUGGCAGGAGUACCCCUUCUUCCCCCGCAACCGUCAUUAUAUCUAAUAACGGAUGCGAGCAAGGAAGGGUGGGAUGCUCACCUGGAACCUCUCAGUCUGAUAAUUUCAGGGUUGUGGUCUCAUCAGGAAUCUCACCUUCAUAUCAACAAUCUAGAAAUGCGAGCAGUAUUUCUAGCUGUAUCUCAUUUCCAAUCACAUCUUCGAGACUCUUGUGUGAUGGUGUCAACAGACAACACAUCUGUGGUGGCUUACAUCCAGGCACAGGGGGGAACACAUUCUCAAUCCCUGUAUCUGGAAACCAGAAAAUUACUUGUUCUUUGCAAAACACUCAACAUUCAUCUGCUGGCAAAAUAUAUACCAGGUCGCCUCAACGCCCUGGCGGAUGGUUUGUCUCGCAAACACCAGUUACUUCCAUCGGAGUGGACACUUCAUCAAGAAGUGACCAACCAGAUCUUUUUCAAGUUCGGUUAUCCCCUGGUCGAUCUAUUUGCAACCAGACACAAUCACAGACUUCCUCUGUAUGUGAGUCCAGUUUACGAUCCAGCAGCGUGGGCAAUCGACGCGCUUUCGUUUGCAUGGGACCAACUGGACGCUUACGCCUAUCCCCCACCCAUUCUAAUUCCCCAAAUAUUGGGGAAAAUCAGGGUGAGCUCUUGCAGGAUACUCCUGAUUGCCCCUUGGUGGCCCAGAAGAUCUUGGUUCAACGAUCUUCUCAGUCUCCUGUACGAUUAUCCCAGGAAUCUUCCUCACAGGUCAGAUCUUCUGUCUUAAAGCGGCAGACUACAUGUGGACCCAAAAAUGUUCCACUUACACGUCUGGCCGUUAUCAGGCAAUCUUUGCAGAAGAAAUGUUUUUCUGUCAGGGCUUCAACCCUCGUUGCUUCGGCAAGGAGAAAAUCCACCAGAGCAGUCUAUGAUGCUCGUUGGAAACUCUUCUCCAAUUGGUGUUUUCGAGGGAAAAUUAAUCCCCUCAAUCCCUCUGCUAGACGAAUAGCGGAUUUUCUCAUUUAUCUUUUUGAUGAUAAGAAACUUUCUCUUAGUUCCAUCAAAGGAUACAGAUCUAUGAUUUCACAUACAUUGGCUUUCACUAAGUCUUCACAAGUCUGUGCUGAUCCAGCUAUUUCAGAACUUGUUCGAGCUAUGGAACUUAGUCGUCCUGUAUCUCGUACACUUGCUCCUAAAUGGGAUUUAGCUUGUGUGCUUGGUUCCCUUAUUAAGGCUCCCUAUGAACCUCUUGAUCAGGCUUCAUUACAAUUCCUAACAUGGAAGACCGUUUUCCUUCUUACUAUGGCUUCAGCCAAACGGAGAAGUGAAAUUCAUGCUCUUUCUAUCGAGGAUAGUCAUCUUCGUUUUGACUCUUCUGAUGGUUCUGUUACAUUGUUGUGUCAGUCAGGAUUCCUUGCUAAAAAUCAACUCCCCUCUAUGGCUUCCAAACCCUUCAAAGUUCCAAGUCUAUCUAGAACUUGUGGACAUGAAGAUGAUGAUAGACUCCUUUGCCCGGUCAGGGCUUUGAAGUUCUACCUUAAAAAGGUAAAGUCUAUUCGAGGUUCUCGCAAGAGACUUUUCAUUCCAUUAAAAGGGGGGGGCGAUGUGUCUGCGGCUUCUAUUUCUCGUUGGAUAGCCUCGACUAUAAGGAAAGCUUAUUCUUCUCUUUCAUCGAGGGAUUCAUCCCUGUUUAAGAUAAGACCGCAUGAAUUAAGAGCUCUUUCGGCUUCGUGGGCUUAUAUUAAUCAGACCCCACUAUCUGAAGUGCUUCAAGCUGCUUUCUGGAGGAAUCCGACCACCUUCUCCUCUUUUUAUCUUCGUUCUCUUGAGUGCCAACAAGACAAUUUGUAUAAGUUGGGUCCUCUUGUAGUGGCUCAAACUGUAGUUUCUUCUAUGGCGUAAGUACACUGGUGCCAUCCGAGAAUUAAGUACUAUACUGUACUAACAAAGAUUAUAAGAGGACUUGAUUCUACUAUCUCUGGCUGUAAACCCUCUAUAUGGGUUUUGCUGUGAUGGGAAAAAAUAUGCGAACCUUCCCGCCGCAGCUGCAAAAUCAGCUAGAGAUAACAGGUAACGUAUUUAUGAUAUUAAAACAAAUUUUCUUAAGUAAAAUUCAUUUUAAUUAUUAAAUACUUACCUGUUAUCGGUAAGUCCCACCUCCCACCCCGCUCAUCGCCUUUUUAUGUUUGCGUAAAGGAAAGAUGAGUUGUGGUUCUUGAUUUCCUGUUAGGUUGCAUUGUACUAUGUUUAACCUGAUUUGGAUUCUUAUAGAGGUGGACGAUUCCCAGCGCUUGAAUAUUUUCCGGAUGAAAUAACUCCCUUGGAAAGGGGUAGCUAGAGAUAACAGGUAAGUAUUUAAUAAUUAAAAUGAAUUUUACUUAAGAAAAUUUGUUUUCGGAUGAUAACUCAAGAACGCUUUUGCCUAGGAUCAUGACACUUCAUAGGUACAUUGAUCGUGACUUGCAGAUGACCCCUAUUGAUUUUCAGGUCACUAGGUCAAAGGUCAAUGUCACAGUGACAAAAAACGUAUUCACACAAUGGCUGCCACUACAACGGACAGCCCAUAUGGGGGGGCAUGCAUGUUUUAAAAACAGCCCUUGUUAUGAGCAUCAUAACGUCAACACCAGCAUGUUCACAUGUUAAUUUAUGUUUCAAGUUUCUUAUGUGACAUCUGUAUGUAUUCUAUGUUAAUAUCAUGUUCUGAUGUUAAAUUUAUAUAUAAAUUGGACUGUAAUGAAGAAGUUCCCAUUAAUAUAGCUGUCACAAAUUGCUUGGAUACUUGUUUAGUUGAAAUGCAUAAUUUGCAGACAAUUUGUAAAUCACUGGAUAAAAAAUCCAAGGAUUGCUAGUUCAGUUUUGGGAUAGGCAAAAUAACUAGUUUUGUGAUUGGUCUUUGAGUUUUCCUAAUGCAAUUCUCCUGUAACUUUUUUCCUACUACACCUGAUUUAAGAUGUGCAGUUGCAAGUUACUGAUGCAAUAUGUAUGUGUGGAUAGUACCAAUACUAGUGAGCCAGCUCACCCAGUCAAAGUAAGUGCAGGAUAAAUGACUGCAUGACUGACUGUACAAUGUAUUACUGAACAACUGUAAAAGACUGCAAUGCUGUUGAUGAUGGCAAAAUUUCCACACUUACAAAACCUAUAAAAAAUUAUGGUUUGAUUUUAUUUUAUAGCUGGUUCUGCAAGUGGGAACUUUAAAAAAAGAUGUUGUGUUUUUCAAAUAAAUUCAUGAUAAUAUGUAAUAAUUACCGUAUGUAUAUCAUACCUGUGUUUUUAAUGAAAUGAGCAACAUAUACAUAUUCAAGUAUUUUAUAACAAUUGUCUUACAAUGUCUGCAUUAUGAUAACUAACUCAUGGAUGUGCAUGUAUUGAAAUUAGUCCCUGUGUUACUCAAGUAAUUCUAUUGUAUUGAGUUAUAUAAAAUUCGAAAUAUCCCAGAGCAUACUUCUAAUAAGUGCAUGUGUAAAAGUGCUAUAAUUACAUUGCUUCUUAUUUGAUCAUGAGAUUUUAAUACUUAUAGUCAACUUGUAGCAUUUAGCUAUAAAGAUAUACAUGUCUGUCUACUAUUCUUUAAUUAGUGUUUCUCUGGUCUGUAAGCAAGUAUAUAGCAUGAUAGUUAUUUUUUCCGAACAAAGAAAUUGUUGAAAAUAUAACGACUUUAAAUAAUAAUCAUAUAUAUAUAAUGAAUAUAUAAUGAUAGUAAUAUUUUUUUCAAAACAGAUGAAAUGUUGAAAAAUAAACAAUUUGAAUAAAGAUUCAACAGCAGUUGUACAAAAAAUCUUGGGAGAUUACAGUUUUUGAAAAUUUCACAUAUUUUUAUUUUUAUGAAAGAAAACUCAUUACAUAGGAAGUACUCUAUCGGCGAAAAUCCUCUAUUAUGUGCAGAUUAAUUCAUAUGGCACUUGACGCAAUUGUGUAAUUUGUUCUUUUGACAACAAACACAAGUUAAUGUAUAAGUAUGGUCAUAAAAAAGUUCUUUUGAAUUCAAGUAAACAAAAUUUGAUUAAUAGUAGUAUAAAAAGAUAACAUAGCCUGUUUAACAUAAUGUAUUCUAUUCAACAUUUUGUGUUCAUAUUGAUGUAUAGGAUUAUGAUUGAAAUUAUAAGAUGUUGACAUUAAAAUCGUAUUCACUUGCUUGCAUGAUAGUUCAUUUAUAACAGUUUGAUAUGUAUGAUGUCAGUUAUACCCCAUUAAGUUUUACAGACCUGCUCUUAAAAUUGUAUCAAUAUCUUGUGGCACAUGUGCAAAAUAUGCUUUAUAUAUCAUUAAAUAAAGUUUAAAUGAUGUUA